AUGACUUCCUGGAGAGCUGGCCUCCACAGGGAUCCACUGAAACUCUACUUACCUUGUCAGCACAUCAAGCGGGCUUCUGGAAUGCCUUUAAAGCCAUAUCACAAGCUACAGAAAAAAGAAGCUGCUGUUCUAGAAUUACGGUCAAAUAAAGGCAUGCAUCUGAACAACCAAAGCUCCGUUAAGGAAGAACAGUGUAAUGGCGUAACCAAGAAAUGUUUACCCUCUAGUGAUAAUCAAACCCGCAAACCACUGGGGACAAUAUCUCAGAACACCAUGUGCAAUACCACAUCCGUGAGCCCAUCUAAUGGCUUUGAGACACGUUCAAAGAACGUUUCAAAUGCAUCAAUUCACCAAGGUGAGGAUGGAGGGUGCAACGUGGACAGCUGUGCACUUAUAAAGCCUGGGAAUACCAAGGAAAAGAUCGCCUUCUUUGCAUCUCAUCACUGCAAUAACAGGAACAACUCCAUGAAGAUAAAAAGCACUGGGGACAUGAGCGGAAGAGCUGCUAAACGUAGAAAGAAAUCGGUGGACCUAAAACGUGGAAAACAUCUGGAGAAGGUGCACGAGGUGCAUAAAAUGUGCCUCUUACCUGAGUCUUUCCCAGGGGGAAUUGAAAACUGCUCUUUCCCAGGGGGAAUUGAAAACUGCUCUAUUAAUUAUGUCACUGAUAAUGAUGGAAUUCUCCCCUCUCGCCCUCUUUCUGUAAUAGAGAUGGUAGCUUUUCUAGAGCAAAGGGCAAGCGCAUUACUUUCAGACUGUGCAAAACCUUUUAGCAACUCUCAUCCUUCGAAAUGUGUUGGACCUUCAAAAUGUGGCCACCCAGGUGUUUCCUUGAUGGCACUUGAAGCUAGUGAAGCUGUUUCUGAUAACGAACAUUCUGAGAAGUCAGAACUGGAAUCUGUAUGUGUCUUGGAAAUGGUUGCUAAACUGGAGUCUGAGUGUUUGAGGCACCAGAAUGAACGGGAGUCAGGAGGACUUUCAAGAAGUAACAGCCUAAGGAGGCAUGUUGGGCGAAUGCUGCUUGCCAGUGGCUUGCAACAAGGUGCCAACCAUCCAACCAAGCCUUCCACUGCUCUUGACCCUGAUAAAGACCUUGCUGCUUCUGCUAUGGAAAAUAACAUCCUGCAAAAUAAGAAAGACCUCUGUUCUGUGAAAUCAUGGGAAAACCUUACUUCAGCGAAGCCUCAAGAUUCAGAGACUUUGGCACCUGUAGAAGACUGUUUUGUGGCCAGUGUAGGCUUGGAGAUUGUCAAGGAGACUUAUCUAAAAUUGAUGUAAGGGUGAUAUUGCGGUAACUGUGGAUCCUUGUAAAUUUUCGAUUUCUGUCUGUAUAAAAGCUGUCGAAUGUGUCCCUAAUUCGUUUGAGAGUUCGACUCUCAAUGACCGAGCAGCUGAUAAAAAAGUGGAGGCUACUUCUGACUCCACCGCUCUUAAGGCUGCCAGUGUAUUCAUGAACACAUUGUCACAACAGGAAGUAGGGCACAUACAGGAUAAAGCUUUAACUGGAGACUCUUCUCCAGGGAAAAUAUUUUUUCAGAAUGAUCAAAAAGGUUCAAAACGUGCACAUGGACAGUUCAGUCCUGAAGUGAAGUCUGGGGCAGAGAACCUGGAGAAAAAGUCAUUUGACAAUACUCUGUGUUUGCAGAAUAGCUCAAUGAUUGCACAAUACUCAGUCACUAUAUCUUCACUUGGAAAUGUAACUCAGGUACUUGACUCCUGCUCUGUUAAGAGACAGGUGUCGCAUGAUUUUCUUGAGACCAGAUUCAAAAUUCAGCAGCUGUUGGAGCCUCAGCAGUACAUGGCAUUUUUGCCCCACCACAUCCUGGUGAAGAUCUUUCGUUAUCUUCCCACCCGAACCCUGGCAGCCCUAAAAUGUACCUCUUGCUACUUCAAAUUCAUCAUCGAACAUUACGACAUUCGACCAUGCGACUCGUUGUGGGUUCGGGAUCCUCGUUACAAAGACGACCCUUGCAAACAGUGUAAGAAAAAGUACGCAAAAGGCGACGUCUCACUCUGCCUUUGGCACCCCAAACCUUACUGCCAAGCCUUGCCAUAUGGCCCUGGUUUUUGGAUGUGCUGCCACAUGUCUCAAAAAGAUAGUCGGGGCUGUAAGGUGGGACUUCAUGACAAUCGCUGGGUGCCUGCUUUCCACAGCCUUAACCGAACAGUUUGCAAGAAGUCGGAGUCAGAAUUUGAAGAGGAUUAA
Staurois parvus is the source of this 2206-nucleotide messenger RNA. The record is from the annotation of a GenBank genome assembly. Lineage: Eukaryota; Metazoa; Chordata; Amphibia; Anura; Ranidae.